Messenger RNA from Ylistrum balloti, 984 nucleotides. RefSeq lists its product as uncharacterized. The coding region runs from base 1 to 753 and encodes 250 amino acids. The record is from RefSeq and is a predicted model, not a curated record. The transcript has 7 exons. Gene Ontology annotation, cellular component: trans-Golgi network. Lineage: Eukaryota; Metazoa; Mollusca; Bivalvia; Pectinida; Pectinidae.
AUGACUUCCGAUGUCAACAUGGACUCGGACCGGACGAUCCUCAACCUAGUACGGAUGAUGACACUGAUAAGCUUAUCGGCACCUGUGCUAUCAGAUGUACAACCAUGUGUAAAGAAGGGACCUUGCUCAUGUGCAACACCAGCGUUCACUGUAGAUCUAAAGCCUUUGUCGACACGGCCUCAAAGGUUGUUGCAAGCUAAUGAUGCUAACUACACCUAUAUCUACAGUCCUUGUAUAGCCACUGGUGAGCCAUGUGGAGAUGGUUCAUUUACAGACAUAGCUAUGUGCCAAAUAAGAAAAGGCUCCCCAUCAGCAAAUUGGGUUGUGGGUACUCAGGCAUCUGCCAAGUUCACAGGUAGUCCUGAUGAUGGAUCUCUACAGAUUGAGUAUACAGCAUUUAGCCAAGACAUAACAAGGACCGGUCAAGUAUCUGUUGUUUGCUCUGAUGAAGAGGCUAGUUUUUCACAUCUUGGAACAGGUGUUACUGUUUAUAAAUUCCAGCUGAAAACUAAAUAUGCAUGUAAACCCAAUACUGGGCUAAGUGUAGGUUCUGUCCUUCUGAUCAUAUUCUUUAUGUUGCUCCUUGUGUACAUCAUUGGAGGAAUCUUGUUCAUGCGAUAUGUUAGAAAAGCACAGGGAGUGGAAAUGAUCCCAAACCGAGAGUUAUGGGCAGAGUUACCUCUGUUGAUCAAGGACGGAAUACUGUUUGUUUCAAGAGGAUGUAAGACAGAUUCUACAUAUUCUCAGAUCUGACAAAUCCCAGCAUUUCAUAGACCUGAUGAGUCCCAAAACAUCGCAAAUCUGACAAGUCCUAACAUUUCAUAGAUCUGAUGAGUACAGCAUUUCAUAAAUAUGACGAGUACCAGCAUGUCAUAGAGAUACAGAGGAUCAGGUCCUGCAGGUUCAAUUAUAACCUACAUUUGUAAAAAAAAUUUGAUUGUUGGGUGUAAGAGAAAAAUUAGAUUCAAAACAUAUGAUUAUAAA